Messenger RNA from Plasmodium adleri (nom. inval.), 6126 nucleotides. RefSeq names its product conserved Plasmodium protein, unknown function. The record is from RefSeq and is a predicted model, not a curated record. NCBI's taxonomy places the organism in Eukaryota, Apicomplexa, Aconoidasida, Haemosporida, Plasmodiidae. The transcript has a single exon. The coding region runs from base 1 to 6126 and encodes 2041 amino acids.
AUGCAGAAUAACAAUGCAGUGCAAUAUAGUAUAGAAAAUAUAAUGAAAAAAAAUAGAGACGAAAAUAAGUAUGUAGAUCUGUGUGAUAUAAAAACAAAUAAUAAUCAUAUAAAAGUUAAUAAAUAUAUAACAUAUGAUAAUAUUACAUUUGAGAGUAAAAAUAAUAAUAAUUAUCAUAAUAAGAGUAAUAACCAAAUUAAUAAUAAUUAUUAUUAUGGUGCUAUAAAUAAAAGAGUUGAUGAAAAUUUAGUAAGUUAUAAUGGAAGGGUAGAUGAUUUAAGAAAUAGUAAGAAAUGUGUAUAUUCAGAAAAACAUAUGGAGGAUAAAAAUAUAUUAUUAGGAAUGAAUGAUGAAGAUAAUAAAUUCCUUAGAAGUGAGUAUAUAAAAGAUUUUAAUAUGAAUUAUAAUGAUUGUGGACUUAUUAAUAUGAUGAGUAAUCAUUAUAAUAACAUAAUUAAAAAUACAAAUAAAGGAAUAGAAGAUAAUAUGAAUUAUAAUUAUGAUACCUUAUUAGAAAGAUAUAAUUAUAAUAGCGAAACAAAAAAGGAAAAAAAAAAAGUGUUAAUAGAUAAGAAUUAUCUAUAUAAUAACGAUUAUUUAUACGAUGAUAAUAUAGAUAAUGAUAAACUUAUGAUUCAUAAUAGUGACAUGAAAAAGGAAUAUCCUCUGUAUGAUAAAAAUGUAUGUAUGAAUAAAAGUUUCGAUAAUAUAAAAUUUCAGAGUGAAAUUUUAAUGAGAGGAAACCAAAACAAAAACAACAUCAACAAGAACAAAAAUAAUAAUAAUAAUAAUAAUAAUAAUAAUAUUCAUAAUAAUAGUCUUCAUAUUUAUAAUAGUAGUCAUAAUUUUCAUAAUAAUAAUGAUAUUAAUUCACUUGCUGUAACCAACGAAGAAGAAUUAGAGAAUAGAAUGUACAACUUAGAUUUUGAUGAAGAGAAAAGCGAGUCUAAUAAUUUGUUAGUUAAUUAUUCUCAUGAAGAAAAAGAAAGCACACAUAAACUUAAUAUUUACAAUCUUUUUAAUAAAUCCAAUACAAAUAAAAAUAACAAUGCAAAUACUGGGAUAAUAAAUUUUUUAAGAAAUAAAAGAAUGAAUAAAUAUUCUUAUGAUAAUAAGGGAUUAAAAUAUGACUCUACAGAAAUUGAUUCAAAUGUAAAUAUGAAAAAAAAUUAUAUGAUUAAGGGUUCAUAUGAUACUUCUCCAAAUUUAAAGGGAUAUACAUAUGAAAAUAAUGACGUUAUAAAAAAAAAAAUGAAUACAAUAAAUAAUUUAAAUAGGUUAAAUAAUGUAAAUGAAAAUGUUAUACAUCUGAAAGAAAAUAUUGAAUAUAAAUCUAUGAUGAAUUCUUUUGAAACUUUAAAAAUAUAUGAGCAGGAUGAAAAUAACAAACAAAAUAAUAUAUAUCUAAAUAAGAUUAACGAACACUCAAAAUAUAAAGACGACAAUAAUUUAAAUAAUAAUAAUAAUAAUAAUAAUAAUAAUGAUAAUAAUAAUAAUAAUAAUGAUAAUAUGGUUGUUCAAAAUGUUCAUAAUAAUAAUGAUAAUAUUAAUAAUAAUAAUAAUAAUAAUUCUGGUGAUAUUAAAAAAUGUGCACAAAAAAAAAUCAGUGAAAGAAAUCCAUUUAGUAUUCAUCACUAUGUAAAACAAGAACAUAUGAAUAUAACUAAUUUAUGUAAUAUAAAUAAAAAUAAUAUGUUAGUUCAUAAUAUAAAUAAUAAUUCUUUUGAAAAAGAUAACGAAAAAAUAUAUACUAAACAAACAUCUAUGAUGCAAAAGAAAGGUACUGAUGUUUUUAAAACACUAUCAGAAGUACAAAGUGUGUGCAAUAUGAAUCAAAAUAAUUUUUAUGAUAACAAUCAUAAUAAUAAUAAUCAUAAUAAUCAUUAUUAUUAUAAGAAUGAUAAAAAUGAAGUUGAUUUGAAGAAACGCAAAUGUGAAAUAAAUUAUAAAGAAAUGAACAGUUCAAAGGUUGGAAAUAUAAAUAAUGAUCACAAAACAAUUACAAGUGAAAAGAAAGAAUACUAUAUGAAUAUUAAAAGCGAUUAUCCUAAUAAUGUUAAAAGUAAUGAUAUAAAGAAUAAUGAUUGUUUAAAACAUUUUGAUGAAGAUGGAUCAUCAAGUAAAUAUAUUUCAUCCCCUUCAAUGAAUGUUUCUUCAUGCGAAUCUUACAAAUCCUUUUCUAAGAAUAAGAAAAAAAAAUCAAAAAGCUAUUGUAAGGAUAAAGGAUAUAAUAAUGAAUCAUAUAAAAUUAAAAAUAAUAAAAAGCUAAAAUAUUUCAAGAAGGAACCAAAUAUAGAAGAAAAUAAUUCUCAAAAUAAAAUCUGUAGAAAUUCUUUAAUUGGUUGUAUAAGUUGUAUGUAUGAAGGUACCAAAAUGUAUUGCCAUUGUCAUAAUAUUAAUAAUAAAAAUUUAAAAACUAUUAUUAAUAAUGCCAAAAAUUUUGAUGAUCUCACUAAAGGUUCACCAAAUAAACAAAAUAAUAAUAAUAAAGUUUUAGCAGAAAAAAAUAUUAUAACAAAUAGAUGUAUUAAUAAUAGUACUAAUAUUAAUGGAAAUAGUAACAAUAAUAAUAUUAAUAAUAUUAAUAAUAAUAAUAAUAAUAAUUGUAAUGUGAAUUGUUCGAAUGUUUUUUUUGAUAAUAUAAAUGAAAACAUAAAUCCCAAACGUGAGGAUAGUUGUUUUAAUUAUAAUGAAGGUAACAAUAAAAACAUUUAUGAUUAUCAAAAUAAUGGCAAUAUUGUUAAUAAUAAUAAUCAUGAUAAAAAGUUAGAAAAAACAUAUUUAAUUAAUAAAAAAGAAGAACCCAUAAAUAGUUCGAAAAUGAAUGUAAAUAUGAUUGUUGAUGGUGUUAAAAAAAAGAAUCAAGAAAAUAUAACAAACACGAAACUAUUAAAAAUUAAUAAUAUAACUAAUAAUGUGAUAAAGAAAAAUAUAAAAAAUGAAACUUUAUCAUUUGAUAAAUAUGAACAGGUAAAUAAACAAGAUGAUGGUAGUAGUACAAAAAAUAAAAUUAUAGAAGUUAAUCAAAAAAUGAACAAAUUUAAUGUUAUGCAAAAUCUGAUGUAUAACAGUAAUAAUUGUAAGAAAGGUAUGGAACAAAAUAAUAUUAAAUUAUUUAAGAGAAACAUAAAAAAUAAUACCACUAAAUAUAUUAACAAAGAUAAUUUAAUUAAAAUUGAUUACCUUAGGCAACAUCAAAUAUUAGAAAAUAAUCAAAAAGGAAAAAUUUGUGAUUUGAAUGAAGAGAAAAAUAACAAUUUCAUGAAUAAAAAUAAUUUUAUAUAUCAUAAUAAUAAUAGUAAUACAAAUAGUAAUAUAAAUAAUAUUAACAAGAACAAUAUCAACAAUAAUAACAACAGUAAUAAUAAUAAUAGUAAUAAUAGUAAUAAUAAUAAUAAUAAUAAUAAUAUUAAUAAUAAUAAUAACAAUAUGUCAAUAAGUGUAUAUGAAAAAAAAAACAUGGAAAAAAAAAUGUACAAUAUGAAUGAAGGGAAUAUAAUAUUAAACCCAUUAAAUAAAUUAGUAAAUUAUAAAAAUAUACUAGAGAAAAAAAAUAAUGAUAUAUGUAUCAACACACAUAAUUUAAAACUAAAAAAGGUUGAACAAAAUGAUGGUAAAUAUAACAAAAGUAAUGGUACUAUAAUGAAAUGUAAAUUGUAUAAUUUAAAAAAAAAUGUUUAUAAAAAUGAUAGUAAGGUUGUAGAUAUACCCAUGAAAUUAAAUGAUUUAAAUAAUAAUUCUUCUAGAAUGUGUAACUUAACUAAUUUAUUAAAAGAAAAUUCUGCUAUGUGUAAUAAAAAGGAAUAUGAAAAUAAACUUGAUAUUAGACCAAAACAGGAGUUAAAUUCUACUAAACAUUUUGAGAAAAAAGGAGAAAUAAAAACUAUUCUUAAGAGUAAUAUUAAUUUAUAUAAUAAGAAGACUAAAAAGAAAAAAAAUGAAGAUGUUAGUUUAAUCAAAAUUAAAAAAGACGAACUGGUAAUUAAACAAGUUAAAAAGUUAAAUAAAAAUUGUUUACUUAAAAAUACACAAAAUGUAGGGAAUAUCAAAUCAUAUAUAAACAGAGAUAUUUGUAAAGCUUUAGAAAAUGUAAAAAGGACUAAUCAUAAAGUUAACAAUGAAGAUAUUAGUAAUAAUACUACAUAUGAAAAAGAAGAGGCAGUUAUAUAUAUUAAAAAUAAAUUAAAUACACAAAGGAAAUGGAGAAGUGAUAAUAUUAUUACAAACAAAGGAAAAGAGGAUAAGGAAUAUAUAAUCAAAUGGAAUAAAAAUAAUGGAGUUUCUAUAUAUUAUAAUAAAAACAUAAAUGAAUCCAAUAAUAUAUUGAAUGGAAAAAGUUAUUAUAUAGAAAAAGAUUUUGAUGAAAUGGUACAGGAUAAAUGCAUUGUUCAUAUGGAAUGUUUUAGUAAAAAUGAUAAAACUCAAAAUAUGUAUAUUAACAAAAAUAACAUAUAUAAUAAUAGUGAUAUUAGUAGUAAUAAUAAUAUUGAAAAUUUUAAUUCAUGUUUAAAUGAUAAAAAAAAAUAUAUACAUAAUAGUAUACUUGUUGAAGCCUCUCCAAAUGAAAAAAAUAUGAAUAUGGAGAAACAUAAUGAGGAUCUAAAUAAUAUAUAUUUAAAUAAUAUUAAAGUUGAAAACCACGAGGAGGUGAAUAAUUCAUGUUAUUAUAAUGAUUUGUAUGAAUCUAAUUUAAAGGAAUAUGUUGAAAGAAUUACAUGUCAUAAUAGUUUGGAAAAAAAAAAUGAUCAUAAAGAAAAGGUCGAAGAAAAAAAAAUAAAUAAUGGUUCAAAUAUAUACACUCUUAAUAACAAUGAAGAAAGAAAUUUGUUUACUAUGAAAAAUAAGAUGGAGCAAAAUAAUUGUGUUAACUAUAUGCCCAAUGAAAAAAAUUUGGACAUAGAAAAUAAUACAAUAUUGCUGAAUGAUAUAAUAAUAGGUAAUGACAUUAAACAUAUUGAAGGUAUUGUAAAUUAUAAUAAUGAAAAUAUAAAUCAUUUAAAUAAUAAUAUCAAUAAAUAUGAUGAAAAUUAUAUAUCAAAUGUUCGUGAACUUUAUAAAAAGAAAUCAAUGAAUUAUAUGAACAAAAAAUAUUUGGAUGAUUUAAAUAAAAUUUAUUUUUUACUUGACCAAUUUACAAACACAUAUGGAACAUGUAGUGAUAAUUUAAAAUGCAUUUUACAACUUCUUAAAUAUGAACUCGACAAAGAAAAAAAAGAAAGUGAAUAUUUUUCAAAUAAUCAAAAGUUUUUAUAUUUUGCUGUUCCUUUGAUGAGCCAAGAUAAUAGUUGUGACAAUAAUAUAAAUGAUGAAGAGAAAAUUAAAGAAAUAGAAAAAAAUGAAAAGAUAUGUGAAGGGGCACAUAAUGAUUCUAUGCUAAAUGGAAAGGAAUAUAUUUUAGAAGGUAUUACAUAUAAUAUAUUAGGAAGUUAUAAAAAUUCUGAUGCAGUAAAUAAUAUCAAAAAGGAUACAAAAGAAUCUAUAGAAACAAAAAAUGAUAAUAUACAAAAUUCUGUUAAUAAUAAUAAUGAUAAUUGUGAUAAUAUUUCCAAUAAAAAUAAUAAAUUGAAUGUGAAGAGAAUAUAUAGAAAUAUGAACAAAUGGAUAAAAAAAAAUAAAAAAUAUCCAUUUAAUAAUAAAAAAAUAAACUUUAAAUAUUUUAUUAUGAACAAUAACAAAAAGGAUAAGAGUUGUAAAUGUUGUAUUAAAAAAAAUAUAUUAAAUAAUGAAAAAAUAUUAUUAAGAAUGAAUAUAUUCACAAUACGACAUAACAAUCAUGUCUAUAAAUUAAAGUGCAAUAAUAAUUUUGUAAUUAAAAGAAAUAAAUUGAUUAAUAAAAAAAAUGGUAAACUAUAUAAAUUUUAUCCACUCUAUAAUGAAUUAUUAUUAAAAUGUCAGAAUGGUCAAAAUGAAAAAGAAGAGACAAAUGAAAAAUUAAAAUGCUUAGAUAAGACAAUUAGGGAACAUAUAAAUGAUCAAGAGGAUCAUAAGAUUAAUGAUAAUAAUAAUAAUAAUAAUAUUUUAGAGGACUUAUUUAUCUCAGAUGAUGACAUUAAUCUUAUUUAUAUGUAUAAAACUAAUAAUAAUAUUGAAAAACAGUACAGCUUAGAAAAAAUCAAUAUUAAUUAA